AUGUUACAGAGCAUUCACUGGCAAGGGAAGCCCAAGGCAAUGGAGGAGAGAGAAAUAAUUGAAGGCCUAUAUGCAUUGCCUCCCCCUCCAUCUUUGACUGUUGCAAUUGCUAUUACUGGAAAUAGAAAGAGUAAAUAUAUAGUUAAGUGGGCAUUAGACAAAUUUGUUCCCGAGGGGAAGCUUAUGUUCAAGUUGCUACAUGUCCGCCCUAAGAUAACUAAGGUUCCAACGCCAAUGGGAAAUUCCCUUCCCCUUUCGCAAGUGCGAGAUGAUAUUGUAGCUGCUUACAAGAAAGAAGUGGAAUGGCAAAUGAGCAAAAAGCUUCUUCCUUACAAGAAGAUGUGUGCUCAAACAAAGGUGCAAGUAGAAGUUGUACAAAUUGAAUCAGAUGAUGUCAUAGAUGCGAUAGCGAGUGAGGUUGCCAAAUGUAAUAUUACCAAGCUUGUUAUAGGAACUUCAUCCCGGAGAUUGUUUUCAAGGGGACAAAGUUUGUCCUCAAGAAUAUCCGAGUGCACUCCAAGCUUUUGUACGGUGUAUGCUAUUUCAAAGGGCAAAUUGUCAUCCGUGCGUCCAUCUGAUUCAGAGAUAACUGGAAGCAUUAAAGAUGACAGUAGUGACACAAGUUCUUCUACCAGCAAUCCUAUAAAUUGCACUUCCACUUCACAAACAGAGUGGACAGGCCCAAGCUCAGCUGCUUCUUAUUCUCUUUUUUCCUCUACAUCACUACCGAUUCAGCGGUUUCAAUCACUUUCAAUCAUUAAUAAUACCCUUUCUCAUAGAAGAACAAUUUCAAACGAUGCCAAUCAUUCUAGAAGCCUGUCUCUGGAUACUGUGGAAUGGGAGAGCAUUGCCGCUGUGAGUUCUUGUCCAAGUAAUUCAGAUGCAGGCUUUACAAAUACUCGGGCUUCUAGUUUCAGAUGCCAGAUAAGAGACCACCCGUCCAGGAUAUCUGAUCAAGCAUCUACCUCAGCUGUUCCCUCAGAUUUUUCCUCUGAAAACCAGGACAAUAUCAAUUUUGAGCUCGAAAAACUAAGAAUUGAACUGAGACAUGCUCGAGGAAUGUAUGCAAUAGCUCAAAGUGAGACAAUUGAUGCUUCUAGAAAGCUAAAUGAUCUUGAAAAGUGCCGACUGGAGGAGUCAAUUAAGCUCAAGGAGUUGAACCUCAAGGAGGAGGAAGCGAAAGAAUUAGGUCAACAAGAGAAGGAUGGAUAUGAAUCGGUGAAAAGAGAAGCCAAGUAUGUUAAGGAAUGUGCUGAAAGAGAAGCUGCACAAAGGAAAGAAGCAGAAGCUAAGGCCUCACAUGAGGCCAAAGAGAAAGAUAAGCUUGAGAAUGCCAUUGUAGGCCCAGUGCAGCAGUACAAGAAGUUUACAUGGGAAGAGAUCGUGUCUGCUACCUCAUCAUUUUCCGAGAAUCUUAGGAUUGGAAUGGGAGCAUAUGGGACUGUCUAUAAGUGCAGUUUUCAUCAUACAACUGCUGCAGUAAAGGUCCUCCACUCUAAAGAGGCUCACAGGACCAAGCAAUUUCAGCAGGAGCUUGAAGUCUUGAGCAAAAUUCAUCAUCCGCAUUUGCUAAUUCUGCUUGGUGCAUGUUCUGAUCAUGGUUGCCUAGUUUAUGAGUACAUGGAGAAUGGUAACUUGGAAGAGAGGCUGCUCCAAAAAAAUAAUACACCUCCAAUCCCAUGGUUUGAGAGAUAUCGAAUUGCUUGGGAAGUAGCCUCAGCCAUGGUCUUUCUUCAUAACUCAAAGCCAGAACCAAUCAUCCAUCGUGAUCUAAAACCAGCAAACAUAUUGCUCGAUCGCAACUUC
Molecule: messenger RNA, 1806 nt
Organism: Ilex paraguariensis (yerba mate)
Lineage: Eukaryota; Viridiplantae; Streptophyta; Magnoliopsida; Aquifoliales; Aquifoliaceae
Source: the annotation of a GenBank genome assembly